AUGAAGUUUGCGGUAUUGAAGGUAGGCCUGGCCAAACAGGGAUACCGCAAGGAGCAGGAUAUGCUUUUGAUUUUCAGAUAUGGAACUGCGGCUCCGAGUGACCUCAAUCAAGACUUUAGUAUCUCGUGAAUUGCUAACUCUUUUGCCUACUCGCGCGCCGGCUGUUUUUUACCCUGAUAAAGGCAGCAAUGCCGAAAAGUCCAUUUCAGAUCUUAUAUCAGCGUCGGUUUAGUUUUCCUUUUUUGUCUCGUUACUCUAAGAGCAUUUUCUCUGAACAAAGGUACAUGUCUAUAAUGGACGUACAUACUUGCUUAAUCGGCAAAAUCAUAACACAACGGUGGCGACGUGAUGUGUCGAAUAAAAUUGUGUUACGCUUUCGGGAGAGGUUCUAGACAACAAGCAUGGCAAAAGCCGCUUCGCUCUCCUCGCUUUUGGAACCCUGUCGACGAAUAGAGAAGCACAAGUGGCUAUUCUUACCAACACCAGCAUGACUUCUUUUUCUACAAAAACGCUCCACUAACUCACCCAUACAUCUGCAUCCUUGAACGAACAAAACUGUACUAACUAUUUAAGAGUUAAGUUCCGAUGUAGACUAAAACCGAUUAAAAUUAAAAUUUGCGAAGUCAGUUUAUUUUUUAAUUAUUUUUUGUUUUUGUUUCUUUCCAUUUAAUUCUGGGCGCGUGUGUAUCUUUUCCACCAAAGCCAUGAGACAGGUAAAAAAAGGGUAAAUAUUCAAUUUCUAAAUUAUGUUGUGCGAUAUUUUAUCUCAGCUUUAUGAAGCCUCAGAUGCUUAGUCUAGGAGAUGGAGAACACCUCCGGGGAGAACUAUGGUAAAGUAAUAAUGAGUAAACGCGUUUCUGGUUUUAUUCUUUAAAAUUUGUGUAGCCAAAGCUAAGCAUGUCUGUAUUUUGUUAAUUCCCACUUGCAGCAGCCUGCUGGAUAUGGGUUCUUUUGCCAUUAUUAUUAUGAGAAACGCGUGUAUCCUAGCUCAAAAACCAGUCCAUUUUGCAUAAUUAACUGAUUGUUUUAUCAUAUUCUUCGAAAUUAUUGAAACCUCGAUCUUAAAUAGAACAAAACAGCUUUCCGGCUGGCAAUUAGCAGGACUUUAGAGAAUAGAGCACCUGGCACAGAAAGUUAUCUGUUGCUAGAUUCCUACAGGAAAUAGGAAAUUAAAACUGCUUCUUGUUGAUACUUUCUGCUUUCUUACUCGUUUAUAUAUAAACAUUUUCCUGACAAGGUUCACCUGGAUAGUUGGAAAGAAACAGAAAAAGAAAGAAACCAAAGAUUGAAAUUGUGCUUACCCUAAAUAAAAGUAACAUAAUAUAAUAUUUCCACAACUUAAUUAGGUGAAGAAAUAAUACACAGUUACUGAAAGAAUGGAAAGAAACCUUUAGCAGUGGCAAAAAAUAGACUGCAAAACAGCUCGUAUUUUUGCUUCGGUUAAGAACGGGUGCACGGGCAGGCAAAAAAUGUCUGGAGUGAAGGUGAAAACGGACAGUGACACUGGGAGAGACCGAAAACUGUUACUUAGAUGAUGACCGUAUUAUAUGACUACUUUCUUUUACUAAGAACCGUGCAGCCACAUAAUCGUGUAAACAUCCUUCUCUCUUUCAGUGCUUGGAACAGUAGGUCAAAGAGAAUCUACAGAAAACCGUUUGAUUCGUCAAUUGCCUGCGGCAAGGCAAAGGAAAUAGUGUUUCAUACCUGCUUAAUUACAGAAGGAAGCGUUUUGAGCGUUUUCCGUGAUUUGAAGGAAGAAACUGUCCACUUGACUAUCAAUGGAUUUGAACAAAAGGUGUCAAUUGGCGGUUGUUGGCCUAAUUUUUGCUACGGAUACCUUCGCCUGAGUGCAAAUGGAAAAGGUAGCAAAAUUCGAGUAACGCUAGUUCCAGGCGAGUAA
Messenger RNA from Porites lobata, 1900 nucleotides. NCBI's taxonomy places the organism in Eukaryota, Metazoa, Cnidaria, Anthozoa, Scleractinia, Poritidae. The record is from the annotation of a GenBank genome assembly.